UUGUUGCACACGUUUACAUUGCUUCCGGUUUUUAUUCUCUCGGCAACCGCGGCUGCGCACCUUUCGUUGUCACGUCCAUCGUACCACAUUAUUGUACGGCUAUAACCAAAGUUCAGAAUUCUGAGUUCCGGACGCGAAUCUCAAAUCAGUCUCAGCACGUGCAACACACAUCGCAACGGCCAUCACACGACGGUGCGCAAUGUUCUCGUUGGUCACGCUCGCGUUCGCCGCCUGCUCCAAGACGGUUAGGAAAUCGUACAACAGGACGGUUUCGCGCGCGGCAAGGGUGCGCCUGCGCAAGUGCUGCUACCGCCUGAUACUGUUCACGCGCACGCGGCCGUCGACGAACCCGCGGAACACGAAGACGUGCUUCUUGGCGGCCAAGCACGGCCACCUGGAAUGCUUGCGCGCGGCCCACGAGAUGGGCUGCUCAUGGAACGUGCACACGUGCCACGUGGCCGCGCGCCUCGGCAACGUGGAAUGCUUAGCGUUUGCGUACGGCCACGGGUGCCCGACGGACCCGGACACGUUCCGCUUGGCGGUGACCAACAAGCGGUCGGCGUGCGUGCAGUUCCUGAUGAGCACCGGCCGGCACCACUGGAACCCGGAGCUGAUGUACGACGCGGUGAUAAACGACCGCCUGGAAACGGUCGCGUUUCUCCACGAGAACGGUUGUCCGUGGACGUCGCUGCUGAUGGGCACGGUGGCCAUGUCGGGCAACUUGGACAUUAUGAGGUACGCGCACGAGCACGGGUGCCCGUGGCAGGAGGACACCAGUGCGCGGGCCAUGGCGUACGAGAACUUCGACUGCAUGAAGUACGCCAUUAAACACGGAUGUCCGCUGUCUCGGCGCUAUGAGCUGUUCGCGCCAAUGCAACCGAUUUACAGCAUAUUAUAGGACCGAUUUUCGCGUUUCAAUUUCCAACCGUUUCGAUCCGGUCACGCAAAAGCGUUACCGGUUAUUUUCGCCGUAAAUUUGAAAAAAAAAUAAACCAACGCCGUUCACGUGCUUUCCUCCCUAGCAAAGGAUUCAUAUAGUAUACUCAAUGUUAAAUUUACAUUCUCUUCCUGUCGAAUUUAUUUGUAUAAAAAUUAACGUCAUGAUGAACGGCACUUUUUUUUUUAAACUCACUUAACAUUAUUCGUCUG
Molecule: messenger RNA, 1149 nt
Organism: Sipha flava (yellow sugarcane aphid)
Lineage: Eukaryota; Metazoa; Arthropoda; Insecta; Hemiptera; Aphididae
Exons: 2
Coding region: 200-898 (232 amino acids)
Source: RefSeq, a predicted model, not a curated record